Erinaceus europaeus (western European hedgehog) is the source of this 4109-nucleotide messenger RNA. RefSeq names its product nuclear export mediator factor (gene NEMF). Gene Ontology annotation, molecular function: ribosomal large subunit binding; tRNA binding. The coding region runs from base 315 to 3536 and encodes 1073 amino acids. Lineage: Eukaryota; Metazoa; Chordata; Mammalia; Eulipotyphla; Erinaceidae. Gene Ontology annotation, biological process: rescue of stalled cytosolic ribosome; ribosome-associated ubiquitin-dependent protein catabolic process. Gene Ontology annotation, cellular component: RQC complex. The transcript has 33 exons. The record is from RefSeq and is a predicted model, not a curated record.
UCAAUCGGCAGGGGUCACUAGAGUCUCAAAACAAGGAAACAAGGUAACCGACUGGUUCGUAAAUUUUCUGGAAAGGCAUGAGGUUUUAAGAGAGUAGUUUUGGAUCUAUUUCGAAUUGUUUCGGUGUAACGAAAAGUCGAAUUGUCAGUGAUCACUGCUAAACUUCAGAAUGACGCCAAUUCUUUCGCUUCCAGGAAUAUUGGGUCUUCUGCGCGGCCGUAGGUUAGCUCUAAAGUGCGCCUGCGCAGGAGAGAAGCAUCGGCUAGUCUGGCAGCCUGUGGGACAAACUGCAGUAGCGACCCUCUGGCCGCGCCAUGAAGACCCGGUUUAGCACGGUAGACCUCUGCGCGGUCCUCGCGGAACUCAACAGCAGCUUGCUGGGCAUGAGAGUGAACAAUGUUUAUGAUGUGGAUAAUAAAACAUACCUUAUUCGUCUUCAAAAACCAGACUUCAAAGCUACACUUUUGCUUGAAUCUGGCAUACGAAUUCAUACUACAGAAUUUGAGUGGCCUAAGAAUAUGAUGCCGUCUAGUUUUGCGAUGAAGUGCCGAAAACAUUUAAAGAGUCGGAGAUUAGUCAGUGCAAAGCAGCUUGGUGUGGAUAGAAUUGUCGAUUUUCAGUUUGGAAGUAAUGAAGCUGCUUAUCACUUAAUCAUUGAGCUCUAUGACAGGGGGAACAUUGUUCUUACAGAUUAUGAGUACUCAAUUUUAAAUAUCCUACGAUUUCGAACUGAUGAGUCAGACGAUGUUAAAUUUGCAGUUCGAGAACGCUAUCCAGUUGAUCAUGCUAGAGCUGCUGAACCUUUACUUUCCUUGGAAAGAUUGACAGAAAUUAUAACCAAUGCUCCUAAGGGUGAACUGUUGAAGAGAGUUCUUAACCCACUACUUCCUUAUGGACCAGCUCUCAUUGAACACUGUCUUAUAGAAAAUGGAUUCUCUGGUAAUGUCAAAGUGGAUGAGAAGUUUGAAAGUAAAGAUAUUGAAAAAGUGCUUAUUUGUCUGCAGAAAGCAGAAGACUAUAUGAAGGCAACAUCCAGCUUCAGUGGAAAGGGUUAUAUCAUUCAGAAAAGAGAAAGAAAACCAAGCCUAGAAGUAGAUAAGCCAACUGAAGACAUACUCACGUAUGAAGAAUUUCAUCCUUUCUUGUUUUCGCAACAUUCACAAUGUCCAUAUAUAGAAUUUGAAUCAUUUGACAAGGCUGUGGAUGAAUUUUAUUCCAAGAUAGAAGGUCAGAAAAUAGAUAUAAAAGCUUUACAACAGGAAAAACAAGCAUUGAAGAAAUUAGAUAAUGUCCGAAAGGAUCAUGAAAACAGAUUAGAAGCUCUCCAGCAGGCCCAGGAAAUAGACAAACUGAAAGGAGAGCUCAUAGAAAUGAAUCUGCAAAUAGUUGACAGAGCCAUUCAGGUAGUUCGAAGUGCUUUAGCUAACCAAAUAGACUGGACAGAAAUUGGGAUAAUCGUGAAAGAAGCACAAGCUCAAGGAGAUCCUGUUGCAAAUGCUAUCAAAGAAUUGAAAUUACAAACAAAUCAUGUUACAAUGCUGCUACGAAAUCCAUACUUGUUAUCAGAGGAGGAAGAGGAUGAUAUUGAUGUUGACAUCAAUGUUGAAAAAAAUGAAACUGAACUACCAAAAGGAAAAAAGAAAAAACAAAAGAACAAACUACUGCAGAAGCCUCAGAAAAAUAAGCCAUUACUUGUUGAUGUUGAUCUUAGCCUGUCAGCAUAUGCUAAUGCCAAAAAGUAUUAUGAUCACAAGAGAUAUGCUGCCAAGAAAACACAAAAAACUGUUGAAGCUGCUGAGAAGGCUUUCAAAUCAGCAGAAAAGAAAACAAAGCAAACCUUAAAAGAAGUUCAAACAGUUACCUCUAUUCAAAAAGCAAGAAAAGUGUAUUGGUUUGAGAAAUUUCUGUGGUUCAUUAGCUCAGAGAACUAUCUGAUUAUUGGUGGACGAGAUCAACAACAGAAUGAAAUGAUUGUGAAACGUUACUUAGCAUCAGGGGACAUUUAUGUACAUGCUGACCUUCAUGGAGCUACUAGCUGUGUAAUUAAGAAUCCAACAGGAGAACCAAUUCCCCCUCGGACCUUAACUGAAGCUGGUACAAUGGCACUUUGCUACAGUGCUGCUUGGGAUGCACGAGUUAUCACUAGUGCUUGGUGGGUGUACCAUCAUCAGGUAUCUAAAACAGCACCAACUGGAGAAUAUUUGACAACAGGAAGCUUCAUGAUAAGAGGAAAAAAGAAUUUUCUUCCUCCUUCAUAUUUAAUGAUGGGGUUUAGCUUCCUUUUUAAGGUAGAGGAGUCUUGUGUUUGGAGACAUCAGGGUGAAAGAAAAGUCAGAGUGCAAGAUGAGGACAUGGAAGCACUAGAAAGUUGCACAAGUGAACUCAUAUCAGAAGAAAUGGAACAACUAGGUGGAGGUGACAGUAGCAGUGAAGAAGAUAAAGAGGAAUUACCUGUAGAGGUGGAACUUGUGACUCAGGUUGACCAAGAGGAUAUUAUCCCACAUGGUGGAGAUGAGAUAAAUGAAGAACUAAUUCAAGAAGAAAGCUCUGAAGAUGAAGGAGAAUCUGAGGAGGUGGUAAAAGAUCAAGAGACUGUUGAUGAAACAAAGAAUGAAGGGGAAGAGAUAUUAAGUUAUCCUGAUACUACUAUUGACUUGUCCCACCUUCAGUCCCAAAGGGCUUUACAGAAAUUGACUGCAAAAGAAGACUCUUCUAAUAUGAGUGAAAGUAAAGUACAGAGCCGGAGACAUUUGUCAGCCAAGGAAAGAAGGGAAAUGAAGAAGAAAAGGCUUCCAGCUGACUCAGGGGACUUAGAAGUAAUAGAAGGAAAGGAUAAAGAAAGAGAUAAUGCUCUACAUGUUGAAACUAAUCAAAACAUAAGCAAAAAUGUUCCAGCUGUGCAGCCAAUGAAGAGAGGACAAAAGAGUAAAAUGAAAAAAAUGAAGGAAAAAUAUAAAGACCAAGAUGAAGAAGACCGUCAACUCAUCAUGAAAUUACUUGCAUCUGCAGGUUCAAAUAAAGAAGAAAAAGGGAAGAAGGGGAAAAAAGGAAAAACAAAGGAUGAACCAGUGAAGAAGCAGCCCCAGAAACCUAGAGGUGGGCCAAGGAUUUCAGAUAACCUAAAGAAAGAAACACCAUCGCUUGAAGUUGUGACUCAUGAGUUACAAGAUUUGACUGUGGAUGAGCCACAUGAUGACAAGCAGGAAGAACAAGAAGAUCAACAGGGAAAUGAGGAAAAUUUAUUUGAUUCCUUGACAGGCCAGCCACAUCCUGAAGAUGUACUACUGUUUGCCAUUCCAAUAUGUGCUCCUUAUACCACCAUGUCAAACUAUAAAUACAAAGUGAAACUUACUCCUGGAAUUCAGAAAAAGGGAAAAGCUGCAAAAACAGCUUUAAAUAGCUUCAUGCAUUUCAAAGAAGCAACAGCAAGAGAAAAAGACUUAUUUCGCAGUGUAAAGGACACAGAUUUAUCAAGAAACAUUCCUGGCAAAGUAAAAGUGUCUGCACCUAAUCUUCUGAAUGUAAAAAGAAAAUAGCUGAAAUGAAAUCCUCAAAUAUUUGAGAAGAGCCUUUUGGAAGUUCAGAGAUGAAAACUCCAUAUGACCAGACUUCCACAUUUAAAAAUGAACUAAAACAUUGCCUUGCUAUAUACACCAAAAGGACUUAUUCUUGCUUUUUCCAGUUUUAUAUAGAGGAAACACUGUAUGAUGAGCUUUCCUAAAAUAUCAGUACUUGUUGGUAGUUAAAUACUAAUUGUAAUCUGUAGUUACUCUCCUACACUUUCUUGAAAUUUGGAAGGCUAAUAUUUUAUGUUGUAAUGAAAGUGAAGAGGCUCAACUUGCUUAGACAAUUGACUUGAUAGUGACAUCUAAUGUAUCUAUUACAGGCUAUUAUGUCUUUUUUUCCCCCCUGGUGGUGGUGAAGUCAGGGGCAGUUAAAACAUUUAAGAGUAAAUUUUGAAAUAUCAAAGGAAAAUUUUUCUGCCUUUACACCUGUCAAUAUAUGUAUUAGAUGAGAUACAGAAUAUAAUGAUUCAACUUAAGAAAUACCACCUGAGAAAUUGGUGUUGAUCAUUUCCAUGCAUUAAAUACCUUCACUUUUCAUAUUAA